Molecule: messenger RNA, 3073 nt
Organism: Podarcis muralis (Common wall lizard)
Lineage: Eukaryota; Metazoa; Chordata; Lepidosauria; Squamata; Lacertidae
Source: RefSeq, a predicted model, not a curated record
GUCCUGCAAGCCUGAAGGUUCCCACCCCUGAGCUAAAAGCACACUGCACAGACAGAGAGAGUGAAUUUCAUAUCUUACCUCCCUUGGAAGUUGAGAAAGAGUUUCAGGAGCAGUGGAAUGUGAAUCAGCAGGUUUCAGGAUCUCACAUAUCCAAAUAAUUGCAUUUUAAAUAAUAUUUUGCUAUGAGUUUUAUUUAUCUAAUUAUUUGUGAUGCAUGUGUUUUUAGUAUAGCUUUGCUAAAUUGCACCAUUGUGGGAAUUUGGUACAAGAAGAAUUGACAAAAGAAAUAUGGGAUGAGCAAAGCAGAGAUCACUUUUCAUUGUUUUUCUUAGGCAAGAGUAAUUAUAUAAUUACAACUGCCUUGAGCAGUCACAGGAAAGGAUAAAUCAAAACUGUCACUCUAUUUCUUUGCUGUUGUACAAAAUUAAAGAGCCUUUUUGAAACUGGAGACACUUUAAUGCCGCAACUGAAAUUUCCCUGUGCGCUUUACAGACUAUGCGUAUCAGAUGAUCGGAUUGUAGGCUAAUAAUAUCUCACUUUUUGUGCAAUGUACUCUUCUCUGAUGUUAGUAAUGGGAACUCUACCUCCAGGCUCGUCAUUGCUUCUUGGUCAUUUGCUCUUUAUUGCAUGACACCCCCGGUGGGCACUGGGAAUCCCAAUUACUAACUUGGCUGCCCAUGUGAUCGUGGCAUUGCUCUGACACAUUUUAGCAUGGUCUUCCGUGGAAGCACUGGUGUGUUGUCUCAUCAUGGGAAUGGGGAACCCCAACUACUAACCUGGCUGCCCAUGUGAUAAUGGCAUUGCUCUGACACAUUUCAGCAUGGCCUUCCAGGGGUACUUUCCAUAAUUGCCCUAGGAAAUAUUAUUAGUAUUUUCUUCCUCUUCACAGAUAUGCCCAUUCCUUGAAGUCAUGCAGUGCAAUCCUGUGUAUGUUUAUACAAAAUUUGCUUUACUCCCUUUGAGUUUAGUAGCACUUCCUCCCUAGACCACUGAUGGAUUUUAAAGCUUCAAUUCACUCUGCAGAUAUUAGACAGAAUUGUCUCCUUGAGGAACCAACUUCUCACCAUCGGCAGCUUGUAUUACUUACUGACCAAAAAGAUCUUGGAGCACUUUUUCCUUUGUAAUCCCAAAGAAGAUGGCUGAGAAACAGAUUAGUUUGCCCGCUAAACUUAUUAAUGGAGGAGCUGCAGGGAUCAUUGGCGUUACUUGUAUAUUUCCAAUUGACCUGGUUAAAACCAGGCUACAGAAUCAGAGAAGUGGACAGCAAGUCUACAAAAGCAUGUUGGAUUGUCUAAUGAAAACCCUGCGUUCAGAAGGCUGUUUUGGAAUGUACAGAGGUGCAGCAGUGAAUCUGACCCUUGUAACACCCGAGAAGGCUAUCAAACUGGCUGCUAAUGACUAUUUUAGGCACCUUCUUGCCAAGGAUGGGGUAGCCCUUUCUUUAUCUAAGGAGAUGCUGGCCGGUUGUGGUGCUGGAACCUGCCAAGUUAUUAUCACCACUCCAAUGGAGAUGCUGAAAAUCCAGCUUCAAGAUGCAGGACGACUAGCAUCUCAGCAGCUUGUGAGCAGAGUUCCUUGUUCAUCUCCUGGGUGCAAGCUUCUAGCUGUCAGCCCUGUUCUAGCCAGAGCAUACAAUGUAGGACCAAUUGCCUUUCCAAGGAGGAUAUCUGCCACACAGAUAGCAGUCGAGCUUCUGCAUACCCAGGGCAUUAAAGGACUCUACAAGGGUCUUGGAGCCACCUUGCUGAGGGAUGUCCCAUUCUCGGUCAUCUAUUUCCCGCUGUUUGCCCAUCUGAACAGAGCAGGACACAAUUCCCUGGAAGAGAAAGCCCCUUUCUUUCGUUCUUUUCUUGCUGGUUGCAUGGCCGGUUCAGUGGCAGCUGUGUCUGUCAAUCCCUGUGAUGUAAUAAAAACUCGUCUUCAGUCAAUGGGCAAGGGAAGAAACGAAGAGAGUUAUAAUGGAAUUAUUGAUUGUGCACGGAAACUUUGGAUGAAGGAGGGUCCUUUAGCCUUCCUUAAAGGGGCUGGUUGCCGAGCCCUGGUCAUUGCACCUCUUUUUGGUAUAGCUCAAGGUAUUUACUUUAUUGGUGUUGGAGAAUUUCUUAUUGAGCUAUACCAGUAUGGAAGACUUUCUCCCUAGACUUCCUCCUUGUUCUUUGGACCUACUGGAAUGAAUCCACAAGAAUCACCAGACAAGACACAAGAAAACAGUGAAAUUUCAGAUUGAAUUAUCAGUGUUUCUUCUGUCAAAACUUAGACUCAAAGCCAAGUCCACCUGAGCUCUUAAUUGUUAUCAGGUUUUGGAGCCAGACUGACUGGGCACAUAGUUCUCUAAUGGUGAUGUGUCUCUUUUUCUUAUGAAGUAGAAAGCCAAGAGUUGUGACACAGUAGGACAGUCAUCUGAAUAUGUAGAAUGCAGGAUGCAUUCUGGGAGUUAGAAGAAUGAAGCCUCUGGUAAUGGAAUGGCAAUGGCUACUUUUUAUUAAGCCUGGCUAUGGGAGGAUGUAUCAGAAAACCUUUUUUUAUGAGUGGAACAGGAAAAGAAACUUUAAACAAAAUUAUUGGGGGAGGGCACUUGCAAUCGUUCCAAGCAUGUUAGCAAAGAUUUUAAAAAUGGGAACAAAUGUUGUGAAUUUUUUAUAUAUCUGUCUUUUAUAACAUAACUUUACAUAGAGUAAAGAAUUUGGUUCCUGUGGUGACUGCUAAGAACAGAGCAAUGUAAUACAAUACAAGGGUUAACAGGUGAAGGAAGCAAGAUAGACUAUCAACCUAAAGGUUUUCAGAAAUGCUCUCUGGAACCUAGUUAUAGGGACUAGCGAUCUCUGUAAGCUACAUGUUGUGCAAAUAAACUGCUAAGCAGUUUUUCUUGGGCUGUUGCAACUAUGUUUUUGUGAAGCUAUAUUGUAGGUUUUACUGUUCAUAAUUAACUACAAAAUUUCUCUAUCAAAGGUGUGUGUUUUUUUAAUGAAUUAUAAGAUGGUCUCUAGACAUACCAUGAAUAAUGUGUUGGCAGCGCAAGAAUGAUCAUUUUUCUUUGCUCUUAUCCUGGCGCAAUAAAAUGGUUCAGACCAGU